UGUCUCAAAAAGAUUUUGUAAUAAGAAAAAUCUAUAUAUCUACUUCAUCAGUCACAAAUUCACAAGCACAUGCAGGGUUUGUGUUUCGUUUGUUGAAAACCCAAUUCAGAAAUCGUGAGAAGCAACCACUCUCACAAACCGAUUCAAACCCUAACCGCUACUUUCAAAAUCAAAUUCCCCAUGUUUCAAUUUCGCCCAAAUUCAAAACCCUAACCCUAAAAAUCCAUUCUCCAUAGAUUCCCUCCGCAACAUGAGCAAUGAGAAUGGACAGAAACCCCCACCGUCGAUACUGGUUGGUCGAUUCAAGGCUCUGUUGAAGCAGCGUGAAGAUGACCCAAGGCUGAGAAAUUCGCAACCUUCAACAGAAGAAAUUGUGCAGAUUUACGAGGCUUUGUUGGGUGAACUCACGUCGAAUGUGAAACCUAUCAUCACUGAUCUUACCAUCAUUGCUGAACAACAUAGGGAACAUGCUAGAGGAAUCGCUUAUGCUAUUUGCGCUCGUAUUCUCGAGGUGUCUGCAGAACAUAAGCUUCCUUCACUCUAUCUCUUGGACAGUGUUGUGAAAAAUGUUGGCCAGGAAUAUGUUCGAUACUUCUCACUACGUCUACCCGAAGUGUUCUGCGAGGCAUACAGACAGGUUAAUCCAAGUUUGCAUUCUGCGAUGCGACAUCUCUUUAGUACCUGGUCAAAAGUUUUCCCUCCCUCUGUCUUACGGAAGAUUGAAGCACAAUUGCAAUUUUCUCAAGCUGUUAAUAAUCAACCAUCAAGUGUUAAUCCCCUCAGGGCUUCUGAAUCUCCUCGGCCAACUCAUGGGAUACAUGUUAACCCAAAAUACAUAAGACAAAUGGAACACUCUACCUCAAUUAUGGAUAGUGUUGUGGGUGAAAGGUUAGGUUCACCAGGAACUGUAGGAAAUGCAAAUUUUGGCCUUGCAGCUAAUAAAGUUCAUCAAUUGGUGCCAAGUAGGGUUGGCAAAUCCUCUUCACCGUCAGGAAUUGGACUUGAUAGGCACAUGCCUUCAUAUAUGGAUGAAUAUGUAGUUGACAAUUCUGCUGGCAGGAUAGUUGAGAGAGAAUCUCCUCAUCGUGCUGUUGAUUAUGGACUAGUUAAAGGAUUGAGUAGAGAAGAAGAGUUGCGUGAUUGGCCGCGAAAGCAGUUUUCCGGUGAUGGUCCGAAGAGAUUUCCAACUUCUAUGACAUACAGUCUUAGUAACGGACAACCACGCCAAAAUCCAAGAGCUCUAAUUGAUGCCUAUGGUAGUGACAAAAGCCAAGAAACUUCUGGCAGUAAGCCUUUGUUAGUUGAGCGGUUGGAUAGAAAUGGCAUGGAUAAGGUUGUGACGACAUCAUGGCAGAACACUGAAGAGGAGGAGUUUGAUUGGGAAGAUAUGAGUCCAACACUAGUGGACCAUAGUAGAAACAAUGGUUUCCUGCAACCAACUAUUGGUUUUUCCUCAGAAAAGCCUGUUACUAUUCCAGGCAGUGCAACUUCUUCAGUGUCAAGGAUAUUUCAUGGUCUCAAGUCUAAUAUGGAGUACCGUCCACCAGUUUUGCCGGCAACUUUUGAAAUAAGGAACUCUAUAAAUGUGCAUGCUCCUCGUCCUCCCAGCUUAAAUCCUACAUUUCCAUUUAAGAACCCUGUUAGGAAUCCAUUCGAAUCAAUAAACGCUAAUAGUACCAUUGUGAGUCAUGGUCUGAAUAGACCAUUUCCGAUCCAUGAACAAUCGUUGCCCGGUGUUGAGAAUAAUGACAUCAGUAAAAGAAACCCGUAUCAGUUACCUAAUCAGCUAGCUGGUCUGAUUUCAUCUAAUCCACAAAACCCUGUACAAACACCACAGUUACAGUUUUUUCCAUCUCAAGAUUCAGCAGCAUCGCAAUUUAGUUAUAGGCCAUCUUUGCAAGGACAUGGUGCUGCUAUAAGUACCCCCAUGUCAAAUGUCCGACCUGUUAUGCCAUUCCCUUUGCCUGGCCAAAGAACUGUAAACAACUCUUUUCAUUUCCAGGGAGGACCGUUGCGGCCUUUACCUCCAGCCGGUCCACAUGCUCCAUCCCAGAUGCUACCUCAUCCCAAUCCUAGUCCUUUUGUUUCAAGCCAACAGCCCACUGUUGGAUAUUCUAAUUUGAUUAAUUCACUCAUGGCCCAGGGUGUAAUCUCGUUGGCUAAUCAAGCCCCUGCACAAGAUUUUGUUGGAAUUGAGUUUGAUCCAGAUAUUCUGAAGGUCCGUCAUGAAUCUGCAAUCAAAGCCUUAUAUGGUGAUCUUCCUAGGCAAUGCACGACUUGUGGCCUCCGUUUUAAAUCCCAAGAUGAGCACAGCAGUCACAUGGAUUGGCACGUGACUAAGAACCGUAUGUCUAAAAACCGUAAGCAAAAACCCUCUCGCAAGUGGUUUGUGAGUGAGACAAUGUGGCUUAGUGGUGCAGAGGCAUUGGGAGCUGAAUCAGCUCCAGGUUUUUUGCCAACCGAGACCACUGAGGAAAAGAAAGAAGAUGAAGAGUUGGCGGUUCCUGCUGAAGAGGACCAGAAUACAUGUGCAUUAUGUGGAGAGCCUUUUGAUGAGUUUUACAGUGAUGAAACGGAGGAGUGGAUGUACAGAGGAGCUGUAUACCUUAAUGCGCCUAACGGAAUAACAGCAGGCAUGGACCGGUCGCAGUUAGGCCCUGUUAUCCAUGCUAAAUGCAGAUCUGAAUCUACUAGCACCCCUACUGAAGAAUGUGUGAUGGACGAAGGGGGCACAUAUGAAGAAGGAAAUGAAAGAAAACGAAUGCGGGUCGUCUGACCAAAGUCGACCAUUUUUGUUCGCUGUAACUUAUGAGUUUCAGAUAAAUGUAUGCUUUUACAUUUAUUUUUUUAAAGUAGAGCAGAAUCUUCUAAAAUACAAAGGCCUCUUGCCUAAAUCAUGUACAUGUAUAGUUGCUCCUGUAACAUGCAUAUUUUAUUGCAGUAAAAUGUUACAUUUAGCCUGCAAAUUUUCAGUUCCUUACAUUUAUUGUACUCAAACAAGUUUUCAAAAUUUCCAUUUCUAUUACAUGAUUUCUUGGAUGGAGAACAGAGCAGGAAGCUAGAGGCUGUUUUUUAGCAUGGAAUUUGCAAAGGAUCGGCGAACACUUACUGUUUGAAUUGUUGUAUUCUAUAUAAAUGGUUCAUUGAUGAGAGAGAAUACUACAGAUAUUUGACAUUGUUUUCCUUCUAUAAUUAUUUCAGCUAGACAUUUUGUUUUUACUGUCAA
This is a messenger RNA of Vicia villosa (hairy vetch), 3226 nucleotides long. RefSeq names its product polyadenylation and cleavage factor homolog 4. Gene Ontology annotation, molecular function: RNA polymerase II complex binding; mRNA binding. Gene Ontology annotation, cellular component: mRNA cleavage factor complex; cytoplasm. NCBI's taxonomy places the organism in Eukaryota, Viridiplantae, Streptophyta, Magnoliopsida, Fabales, Fabaceae. The record is from RefSeq and is a predicted model, not a curated record. Bases 251 to 2776 code for a protein of 841 amino acids. The transcript is spliced from 6 exons. Gene Ontology annotation, biological process: termination of RNA polymerase II transcription.